CCUCGCAUUCGAGCUCUCCUCUUUUUUUUGUUCCACAAAUCCAUUGUUUCGAUCCUCUCACCUCCAUUGCCGAUGCUCCAAUUUCUUUGUUCCAAUUCCCUUUAGCUGAUCGAUUCUACAUAGGAGAGGUAGUAGCGGAGGAGGAGGGGGAGGAAGAGGAGGAGCAAGCGCACGCUAAUCGUCGUCUUCGCUUUCUCUUCGCCAUUUUUCGAUCCGAAUCAGCUAGUGGCACAUCCGUAACGAGGUUUCAUUUAUACUGAAGUACUAUGCAAGGAGCGCGGGUUAGUCUAAAGGGAUGGCAACAAGCAGCGGUUGCUGUUGGCUCUGCCCUUGGGGCCCUAAUGGAUCCUAGAAGGGCUGAUUUAAUAGCUGCUCUUGGAGAGACUACUGGAAAGCCGGCAUUUCAGCGCGUUCUUGAGCGAAUGAAGAACAGCCCUGAAGGAAGAGAAGUUCUUCUCGAUCGUCCCCGUGUUAUAUCCAAAAACGUGUCUCAUGCGUGGGACCUACCUGAUGGCACAUUCGGUGCAGCUUAUGCCAAGUUCAUGGGAUCAAGAAAUUUCUCACCAGACGAUCGGCCCCCUGUGCGAUUCAUGGAGACAGAGGAACUUGCUUAUGUGGCAACCAGGGCCCGCGAGGUGCAUGAUUUCUGGCACGUGCUAUUCGGCCUCCCAACAAAUUUGAUAGGGGAGUCCGCCCUUAAGGUGAUCGAGUUCGAACAGAUGCUUCUUCCCAUGUGUCUAUUAUCGGUGGUCGGAGGUUCGGCGAGGUUUAGUGAGAAUCAAAGGGCUCUCUUCUUCCAGCAUUACUUUCCGUGGGCUCUAAAAGCUGGUUUUCAGUGUACAAAUCUCAUUUGUGUGUACUACGAGAAGCACUUUGGUGAAGAUUUAGAGUUAGUGCGGAAAAAGUGGGGAAUAAUCACUUGUCCUGAUGCAAAAAGGAGAAGCCUUCAGAUUGUGCCGGUGCCCUCAUGAGGUAAAUUGGGCUUCUGGAUUUGUAAAAUGUGGAAGCUCCAUUUCGAUGGCUUCGAUAGAAAGCUUUUGAAGGCUUAUUAGUGAAUAACAAGGAUUGGAAAUUCUUCUAGUAGUUGUACUGAAAUAGCACCAUAUAUGAUUUUUUUUUUAAAUUUUUUUUUUCUAACGCAUAAUUUGUGUGUAAGUAUAAAGAUAAACUGUGAAACAGUGAAAUGCGUUAAAAGAAUCUAUUCUUAAGGUUUAAAUAAAUUGGCAAAGGAGCAGGGUCAUUUUCAAA
This is a messenger RNA of Ananas comosus (pineapple), 1248 nucleotides long. RefSeq names its product ubiquinone biosynthesis protein COQ4 homolog, mitochondrial. The transcript has 4 exons. Gene Ontology annotation, biological process: ubiquinone biosynthetic process. Bases 267 to 971 code for a protein of 234 amino acids. NCBI's taxonomy places the organism in Eukaryota, Viridiplantae, Streptophyta, Magnoliopsida, Poales, Bromeliaceae. The record is from RefSeq and is a predicted model, not a curated record. Gene Ontology annotation, cellular component: mitochondrial inner membrane.